Molecule: messenger RNA, 939 nt
Organism: Ochotona princeps (American pika)
Lineage: Eukaryota; Metazoa; Chordata; Mammalia; Lagomorpha; Ochotonidae
Product: olfactory receptor 5P1-like
Exons: 1
Coding region: 7-939 (310 amino acids)
Biological process (GO): sensory perception of smell; G protein-coupled receptor signaling pathway
Cellular component (GO): membrane
Molecular function (GO): G protein-coupled receptor activity; odorant binding; olfactory receptor activity
Source: RefSeq, a predicted model, not a curated record
GAGGAUAUGGAGGUUGGAAACCACAGCACUGUGACAGAAUUCAUCAUUGUGGGACUAACACGGGAUCCUACACUCUGUGUCGUCUUGUUUGUGAUGUUUCUAGGUGUAUAUGCUGCCACUUUAGUAGGUAAUGUCAGCAUAAUCACUUUAAUAAGAACCUGUUCCCACCUUCACACCCCCAUGUACCUCUUCCUCAGCCACCUGGCUUUUGUGGACAUCGGACUUUCCACAUCAGUCACACCUACAAUGCUUGUGGGAUUCCUUGGUCAUGGAACAGCCCUUCCUGUCGCUGGCUGUGAGGCCCAGCUCUAUGCAAUGGUAAUGUCUGGAACAGCUGAGUGCUUCCUGCUGGCUGCCAUGGCCUAUGAUCGCUACGUGGCCAUCUGUUACCCCCUGCUCUACUCCACCCGCAUGGCCCAUGGAGUCUGUAGCCUUUUAGUGGGAGCUUCCUACCUGGGUGGCUUCGUGAAUGCUUCAACAUUUAUUAGUUCUUUAUUGAAUAUAUACUUCUGUGGACCAAAUCAGAUAGAUCACUUUUUUUGUGAUUUCUCCCCUUUGCUGAAACUUUCCUGCUCUGAUAUCACCAUCAUUGGAAGUCUCCCUUCCAUCUCUUCUGGCUCCAUCAUUGUGGUCACAGUGUCUGUCAUAGCUGUCUCCUACACUUACAUUCUCAUCACCAUCUUGAAGAUGCGCUCCACUGAGGGACGCCAUAAGGCCUUCUCCACCUGCACAUCUCAUCUCUCUGCAGUCACUCUGUACUAUGGAACAAUUACCUUCAUUUAUGUGAUGCCCAAAUCAAACUACUCAAAUGACCAAAACAAGGUGGUGUCUGUGUUCUACACCGUAGUGAUCCCCAUGUUGAACCCCCUCAUUUACAGUCUCAGGAACAAAGACGUAAAGGAGGCCUUGCGAAAAACAUUGUCAAAAUAUGUAUCUUAG